Phialemonium atrogriseum is the source of this 2256-nucleotide messenger RNA. RefSeq names its product cyclin-like protein. The record is from RefSeq and is a predicted model, not a curated record. Gene Ontology annotation, biological process: mitotic cell cycle phase transition; regulation of cyclin-dependent protein serine/threonine kinase activity. Gene Ontology annotation, molecular function: cyclin-dependent protein serine/threonine kinase regulator activity. The transcript has 4 exons. NCBI's taxonomy places the organism in Eukaryota, Fungi, Ascomycota, Sordariomycetes, Cephalothecales, Cephalothecaceae. Gene Ontology annotation, cellular component: cytoplasm; cyclin-dependent protein kinase holoenzyme complex; nucleus. The coding region runs from base 157 to 2169 and encodes 670 amino acids.
AGCCUGCCUGUUUAUGAUAUUGGACGCGGCAUUGCAUGCAGUGCAUCUUCUUCAACCUUGAACAUUGUCGUAUCUCGACUUUUCUGGUUGUCGUGCCGUGUGUUUAGGAGAGUACGCAGUGUCAAUUCAGCAUUUGCUACCACUUGACUCUCCAAGAUGGACGCGAAGCCUCAACGUCCUCUUCGAGGUGCAGCCUCGAGCAUCGGGACUGAAAACAUUAUCGCCCCUCGCCCACCGAUCCAUCAGCAGCAUAAAUCUGUCGGAAACCUAAAGUCCAUGGCCCAGACCAGUGGACUGAAUGUGGGCCCCAAGCGAACGGCUUUUGUAGACGUGAGCAAUACUUCACGGGCCCUUGUUGAUAUCGGCCAAAAGAAUCAGGUCAAGGACCGCGUUGCGAUUCUCAACAACCGUGAAGGGCCAAUUGCGGACAAGGAGAACAUACCUUUCUCUGGUGCUAGUGAAGCUUUCCUCCGCCCCGCCCAACGGCCUUCGAACCACACCUCGAAACAAAUUCUCACUACAUCCUCAUUCUCGAACGCCGCCUUCCUCCCGACCAAGUCUUCCGCCACCACCAACAACUCCUCCACCAACAACCCUUCUACCUUUGCCGAGUCGCGCCUGCCCCCUAUCAUCAAGUCUGGUGUUUCCAAGAAGGCCACAGUCAUUUUCAACGACCAGUCUGAUCCAAAGCUAGGUGCCCAACUUGAAGUCGCAGUCUCGGCUCACCAGGUUGUCGACAUGGAUAGCCAGUCGGUUAAGAACCCACGGCAUUACAAGAGCCAGCCACAGCUGAGAAAGGAGCAGCCUGUUGUCCUCCGCCGCACCCAGAGCCGGCACUUUGGCAACUAUGAGGAGCUUGACAACUAUGAUGACAAUGCCACUGAGGCGUCUUACGAAGAUGCCCUGGAAGAUUUGCCAGAACAAGUUGAGCAAUCCCCUCAGACCACCGAGGUUCUUGAGUCUAGCAACACUCCCGAGAGUGAGGACAAGCAUGUGGCCAGCGUUGUGCCUAGUGCUACAGGCUCCGAUGAACUUCUACCUCCCCCUGUUGCCUAUGAGCUAGAAGAAUAUUGGGAUGAGGAUGACGAAGAGUACUUUGAGGAGCAGGGAUACACCACUGCCCAUUCGUAUCGAUCUCACGGCGACAACACCACGGGCGGGGCAACAACUGUGGUAGCACCCAAGGUCACCGCCAAGAUCCAGCAGGAGCUUGAGAUUGCCAAGGUCAUUGUCCAGAACAGCCGCACCGAGGAUGAGAUUGAGGAGGAGGCCUGGGAUGUCAGCAUGGUUGCUGAGUACGGCGAGGAGAUCUUUCAGUACAUGAAAGCCUUGGAGAACACGAUGCUCCCAAAUCCAUACUACAUGGACAUCCAGACUGAAAUCCAAUGGUCGAUGCGGUCCAUCCUUAUGGAAUGGCUUGUCCAGGUCCACCAGCGCUUUGGCCUCCUCCCCGAGACCCUUUUCCUGGCCGUCAACUACAUUGACCGGUUUCUCUCAGUAAAGAUCGUCUCUCUCCACAAACUGCAACUUGUUGGUGCUACAGCCAUCUUUGUGGCGGCCAAGUACGAGGAGAUUAACUGUCCCUCAGUUCAGGAGAUUGUCUUCAUGGUGAACCAGGGCUACACCGUUCAGGAGGUCCUUAAGGCAGAAAGGUUUAUGCUUAGCAUGCUCCAGUUCGAACUUGGCUGGCCUGGCCCAAUGAGCUUCUUGCGACGCAUCAGCAAGGCCGAUGACUAUGACCUUGAGACCCGGACCCUAUCCAAGUACUUCCUGGAGGUCACCAUUGUCGAUGAGCGCUUUGUUGCAAGCCCUCCCAGUUUCCUUGCCGCCGGAGCCCACUGUCUGGCCCGCAUGAUGCUGAGAAAGGGCGAUUGGACCUCAGCCCAUGUGCACUACUCUGGCUACAGUCUGAGCCAGCUCAAGCCCUUGGUAGCCACGAUUUUUGAGUGCUGCCUCACAGCCCGCAAGCACCACGCUGCUGUCUAUGACAAGUACUCCAACCCAAAGUACAAGCGUGCCUCGACGUUUGUGGAGACGGAGAUUAACAAGGGGUUCACCCUGUCCUUCCUGUCAGCCCGCUCUCGGUCUUCCCGGGCCCUGGACGACCAGUCGACCGCUGCACAUUUUGCAGCCUAUGGUGCCCGACUUUCGAUCCCUACCGAGGGCUAAGCAUUGCCUUCUUGUCGACAAACCUACCCCUAGCCAUGUUGGUCCUUACAACUGAUCACCACCUGAUCACCACAUGUUUCGGAACGA